Oncorhynchus masou masou (cherry salmon) is the source of this 1227-nucleotide messenger RNA. RefSeq names its product nuclear pore complex protein Nup107-like. The annotation marks the transcript as partial. Gene Ontology annotation, molecular function: structural constituent of nuclear pore. Gene Ontology annotation, biological process: post-transcriptional tethering of RNA polymerase II gene DNA at nuclear periphery; protein import into nucleus; mRNA export from nucleus. Gene Ontology annotation, cellular component: nuclear pore; nuclear pore outer ring. The transcript has 9 exons. NCBI's taxonomy places the organism in Eukaryota, Metazoa, Chordata, Actinopteri, Salmoniformes, Salmonidae. The record is from RefSeq and is a predicted model, not a curated record.
AGUAUAAAACAGUGUUUUGUGUGUUCAGGUCUGUUGGAGGAGUUCAGUAACUGGUUGACCAGGAGUCCUGCUCUGCCCUCUCACCUGCUGCGCUUCAUGACACACCUGGUGUUGUUCUACCGCAGUCUGGGCAUGCAGCUCAAGGAGGAGGUAUCAGUGGAUGUCCUGAAGGCCUACAUCUCUCUGUUGAUGAGGGAGAAGCACGUUGAUCUGAUAGCCUUCUAUGUCAGUCACCUGCCGCCAGACCUGGCCACCGCCCAGUACGCUCUCUUCCUGGAGGAGGUCACCGAAGCUGAGCAGAGACAACACUGUCUGGAGCUGGCCAGGGAGGCAGGUCUGGAUGUGGCAGCAGUCACUAAGAUGGUGGUGGAGAACAUCAGAGAGAGAGACACUGAGGAGUUUGCUCAUCAUGACCUCACCCCUGCACUGGACACUGGCACCUCAGCGGAGGACCAGAGGAAGAUCGAUGUGAUUGAUUGGCUGGUGUUUGACCCCGCCCAGAGGGCUGAGGCCCUCAAACAGAGCAACGCCAUCAUGAGGAAGUUCCUGGCCUGUAAGAAACACCAUGCAGCUAAGGUGGUGUUCGCUAAGGUCCCCGAGGACUCCAUGAGGGAGAUCUACCGCCAGUGGGAGGAGCUAGGCCUGGACACGCCCCUUCCCGCGGAGGAUGAGAACGCCAUCAGGGAACACCUGUGCGUCCGCGCUUACCUGGAAGCUCAUGAGGCGUUUAAUGAGUGGUUCCAUCACAUGAACUCCCCCCCUCAGAAGCCCAGCCUGCCGGCUCAGGCCAAGUUCACUGAGAAGGUGGCCUACGAGAUGAAGGAGAAAGAGUACCAGCUGGAACAUGACAGCUGGACCGGCCGUCUGGAGGCUCUGACUGAAGACGUGAAGGAGAGGAUCUACAACGUCCUGCUGUUUGUGGACGGGGGCUGGAUGGUUGACGUCAGACAGGAUACGGAGGAGGACCCAGAGAGAGGCCACCAGAUGGUGCUGCUUCGUAGACUCUGUCUGCCCAUGAUGUCCUUCCUGUUGCAGACAGUACUGCAGAGAACACAACGCCACCAGGAGAGUCUCAGACUGGCUGAUAUCAUCGCCUCAGACCAACACCGCCUCUACGAGGUGUUCUCCAAGGAUGAGCUGAGGAAGUUCCUUCAGAAGAUGAGGGAGUCGUCUCUUCUCUUAUUGGAUAAGGGUCUAGACCCGCUGGGGUGAAUCCAACCAUAAAUA